CCGUGCUGAUGUCUGCCACUAGUAUGCUUGCCAGUUUUAAUUUCAUGAACUUGUUCCUCCGUUCACCGGCAAUUUACCAAGCCGAGCUAUACAUUGGAUUCGCCAUUUUCUGCGGCUUUGUGGUGUUCGAUACACAACUGAUCAUCGAGAAACGAAAAUCCGGGGAUACCGAUUUUGUCUGGCAUGCGCUGGACUUGUUUAUCGAUUUCAUCGAAAUCUUCCGUCACCUACUCAUCAUCCUGAAUUCUAAAAGGGUGAGCAUCUCUUCCAUGUCUCAACUUGAAUUGGCUAAUUGCGUUUAUUUCAUUCUUAACAGUUUAUACCGGUCUCGCUGUUGACACUCUUUUCUGAACAGUUGAAAUAUUCUGUGAUAUCUGAAAGUUCGUGGCGAACCUCAUUGAUGAAUUAUUUUGUUUGGUCAUUCUCCCCCUCCAACCACGAUUUCAUUUCUUAGCAUAAUAUGUUUUUCUUCGCUGCGUAGUUGGCGGCUGGUAGCUUUCCGGAACAAUGCCCAUCCGUUCCUUGUAACUCAGCUGGCGUGCAUCUGUUGCAUUUUCCCUUUUAUGUAUUGUGGCACAGCAACUGAGAUGUUUUCCACCUUCAGCGACCGUGUAUAAUGAUGGCGAUGUAGUUUUGUCACUCUUCUGCCGAUAUCGGCCUUCCAGAUUUUGAGGAUUUCCUUAAUGCACAGGUGGCACGGCUUUUUUCCACAUGCGUUUACCUUACUCUGCAGACCAAUCCCUCUUGUCAGUGUGAGUGACGAGAUAGUGUUAUCUGCUGAAAAUACCUCGUCACUGACGCCGUCGUUUCAUGUUUUUCUUCAUUUGGAUUUUUGGUCACCAUUAAGUGGCUACUACCGGAUUUCGAAACUAAUGCAAUAAGUGUACCUAAGUCAUCUUUUAAACCAUCACGAAGAAAGCAGACUCGUUGCGACGUUAUGCAGUAGCUUGCAUGCCUCCUUGAUCCAUCUUUAUAUAUGCUUGGCAGUUCUGUUAUUUUUUUUUUACCAAAUGCGUAAUGUGUAGACAUGAAGCGAACUCAAUCUCCUAACCCUAUUGAUUGGGAACUGGUGCUUCACUGGUUUCUACAGCACUUGCUAGUUGGUAUCCUUCCAAUUUAUCUUACGAUCAGUCUUUGAGCUAAAGGCUUUAUUUGAGAACCCCUGUCCGUUUUCUUCUCUAGGUUUUGCCGAAUCGGCAGUGUCCUUGCCCAUAUUAAGCUCAAGCUGUCUCGUCGGCCCCCAGCCACCUUUUGCAUUGCUCAUCAUGCAAUACUGAGAUCGUUUUGCCUGUCACAUACAACAGAGUAGAUAAGCGGAAGCAUGCUAAUGCUGUGUUUGCUCUCCAUACUCUCAUUACUAUCCUUGUGCACUAGCCGACUGAAUUGACAGUGGCUGCGUUACCAUUCGCUACCACAUUGAGUCGCCAGUCGCACUGGCUCACUGUUUCUCUUGUGACGCUUGACAUUCGUACCGUGAGAUGGUCCAACGAGGUCACACCCAAUCACUGCUUACCGAGAAGUGUCUUGCCUUAAAUAGAUAUGCAGUAGUGCGAGGUUCAAGAAGAGGCGAUUUUCAGCAGCUGGAAAUCAGGCCACUGACGACUAACCUGGAUGCCGUUAACCCAUACCUUGUGUUUACUUCAUGAUUCUGCACCCCAUGACUCGAAGCUGACGUCAGUGGUGCGUUUACUGUUGCCCUCCAGUCGAAUUGCUCGUCUACCAUGUCUGCUGCUGUGUAAUCUGUGAAACUGUACAGCGACUUGCCAAGAUGCUUUCUUGUACAUCGGAGCGACAUUUGAUUAAAUAUCUAUGCAUUUUGGAAUUGUUUACUAAGGAAAAACGCACCAUCGGGUAAAGUCAGGACUUACGGUUGGCUUUCCUUUAUGAGCGGCUUGCAAUAAGAUUGCCCUAUUUUACCUUUCCUCUUCAAUUUUGCCAUCGAUGAUAUCCAAUGAGCAUUGGAAGAUGUCCGAAAUUACGAUAUCGAGCUUAUCUCUGGCGACAGCGUCGCGGACUUGGAUUACGCCGAUGCCAUCAUUUUGUUUGGGAAUGAUCCACUAACCACCCGGAACUCUGAACCAUUUGGUGAUGGAUGCAGGAGGCCUCGAACUGUGCUCGUCCGUUAGGUCCUAUUGUACGGUUGCGAAAAAUGGCCCAUCAAGUCGACAGACAUAAAGCCGCUAACUACAUUCGAUCACCGCUGCUUUUGCAGCUUAGCUCAUGUCUGGUGGGAGCAAUGAGCUUGUUCGGCGUCGUGUAUUUGAUGCAGGAAAAGCGAGUGAACCGCUCAUCAUCGUUAUAUCACGCAGCGGGCUCCGAUGGCUGGGCCACGUGUUGCUCAUGACGUGCCUUGUUUGCGCGUCUGGGUUGUGAAUAGAAAGAGAGGGGGGGAGGCCAAGUGAUGGCUAGGUCCAUAAAAAUGAUGGUUCUCGCGUCGAAUUUGGUGUCGAUUAGUGUCUUCGGGCUGCUUGGCUGGGAACCGAAGGACAAUGAACACCUCUGGUAGACUGGAUACUUUUGUUCACAUAGCUGGGAGCCGGCCUCUUUUAACCACGGUUUUAAAGCAUAAUGUCUUAUUAAGCAGUAUGUCCCCUGUCCUUUUCUGUAUUUUACACUACUCAGUAUCUCAAUUUUUCAUAUAUCCCCUUUUUGUAUUGCAGCACAGUUAAUGUGUAAUAAUAAAAGCACUCGUAUUGGCAUGUGCUUGUGCCUUAACUCGCCAUUACAGUUGAUGUUCUGGAACAAUUAUCUUGCUUCCUUUACCGAGGAAGUUGCGUCCUGGCUGGCGGCUGUGUGGUCUGAUAACAAAUCGCAAAGGCCCACCUUGCAUUCAUCAAACUGCGACACGUAUGUCGUCAUCUCAAGCCGAAGUACACAGUGCCUCCGUCUGUGCACCUCUUUAGUACAGCUGUGGAACCUGGCCUAUUCGUUCAGAAAUCAUAGAUUGGUUGUCAAUUUCCGAUAGCCAUUGUCUGUAUCGGUUUGCUCAUAUUUGAAGCGGACAGCCUCUGUUUCAGAUACGUUAUCCUCCGACGCCCCAUGCAUUGUCUCAGUCACGUAAUGCGAAUGCCAGUUUAUCGCUUUCCUCGUCGAGCUUUAUUUUCUCUUAUGCGGUUGUACAAAGUACCACAGUAGACUGCAAGUGACAUGAAGCGACUUUGAUUGGAGUAUAGCACCGAAAGUGUAGUCACAUCAAUUACGGUCAUGUAAAGCAUUGAAAAGAAAUGUGUAGUCAGCUGUAUAGUGUAGUGCUAUUACUGCUCUCACUGUAAUGCGGCGUUGCACAUAUUCGAUUUGCAGGUAGAUUGCUGCGGAUUCUGUUUAUGACGCCCUCGUUCAUAGUUUUUAAAACUUUAACGGGCACUCACCAACUGUGUUUUCGCUUCUUUCCCAUUGAUAUUUGUUUCAGCAAGACAAGUGGGCUGGGCAGUAGUACCGUACGUUGCUGCAAAUCUAUUUUCAAUGGUUUCCGUGACUGCAACUGAUUUAUUUACGCUCUCAUUGUUGUUGUGAAGUCACAGCCGUUAGCUGCAUCUGGACGUACCUAUACGAACCUCCACUAGACUUCAUUGGCAUCGUUUAGUGAUUUAUUUUUCUCUUCGCUUUUUUAAUGUCUCAGUCUGACGCAACUUGGUGUCCAACAACUAUUUCCAUCUGUAGCUCUCAUUUUGUAUUUGUGUGGCGAGUGGUGUGAAGAUAUUGCAGUCGCUGGAGUCAUGAGAACUUACGUGAACUGCACAACGGACUCUGGCCGACUCCAACAUUACCCUUUACUGCUUACUGAACCAAUGGUGAUGGUUUCUUCAAUUCCGCACUCAUCACAACGUUUGUGCUUGCGAUAUUUCUUCUGCACACACAUUCACAUCUUUAGAUAAUGAUCACCGAACGCAUCGAUGCCAUCAAACUUUGGUGGCUUUCACUUGACAGCACUCUCAGCUUACAACUUGUUCUUGCGUAUGAACACAUGGCCCUCCCUCUUCUGAUUUUGGGAAAUCGUUUAAUUCUGUUACUUCUCACGGCUUGCAUAAAGUUUUUGUCCAUAACUUUCAAACAUCUAGACAAAUUGGUUAGUCAGUUGCAACUAACGACCGAAGUGAACUAUACGGUUUCAACCUCGACGUAGAAUUGAUGAGGUGCUUGAAAUCACUUUUUAUCCAACUUGUAAUACUUGAACCGUGUAUUGAUUUAUAACUCGUUUCUUAGUUAGUUCUAUUUGGGUCUCAGUUUCGUAUAUGUCAAUACCAUCUUAAGACGAUUCGUUUUGCUAUCGUUGCUGAAGAGCUAGUGCUUUCGCAUUAAUGAUGAGCUGUUGUGAUUGUUUACACUUGUGUACUAUUACGUCUCAUCAUCCUCGGACCGCCGCGACACCACUGUUUACAGAGUCAAGUGAAUCUGUGUGGAUGUUAAUAUCACACCUCUAAGUCUGCCAAAUAUUCUACUUGAACCCACUGUUAGCCGUUUUCCCCAUAUCCUUGUUGGAAACAACAAAUGAUUAUUGGCCUGUGCAGCUUCACUCUUCCGUGCCAACAUAGGCAGUCAUGUAUAACCAUCAUUAACAACAAGCAGAAUUCUAUGUAAAGGUAUCGUAGUAUUAGCUUUGUCGUUAUCGCUUCGGAACUGCUAACUGACUCAAUCACACUUCUCAUGCCGUAGCACUAGAAAUCCUUCUCUACUCUUGAAGCUAUCACAACUCUCGAAACGGCGUAAGAUAUGCUUAAUGCCAUUUCUUGAAUUUAUCCCUAUAAGUAAGAUGCACUACGGUUGUUUUAAAUUCCAUUUCCUCGUUGGCUUUAUGCUUUAAGAGGUCCACAGUAAUGUCUCUUUUAAAAUCCAUUUUGCGUAGACUAACGCAAAGCACCGUACACCUGUGCCUUCCAGCUAAUUUUGCUUGGCGAAGUCCUAUCAUCUCUUCUCUUGUUGAUUCUAAAUAACCCGUCAGCUCGGCCGUUCUCGAACUCCACAGGUUUUACUGCAUUUCAUGUGCUCGUUUGGUUGAUGAUUACUCACUUGGGAUGUUAUGCAUUUCAGUUACUUAUCCGUUUAUCACUUCCAGAGUCGCCGCGAAAAUGAAGAAUGAUUCCACCAUACUUCAUGAGACCGAUCCCUCAGGCUUCGGAUUAUCGUUCGUUUCGUUGCGGUUACUUCAUCUCUUAUCUGGUUCGCUGGUCGUCGUUUACGGUUGCUGUACAACUGGAUCAUUCUCUGAUUUUCACUCCCACUAAUACGGUUGUAAACUUUUAUUUAAUCUUGCAUACGGGACACUUCAUUUCUCUAUGUGCGCCCAUCAUUACUUUACCUCUAAUAGACGCUUAUUUGUGAAUGCCUGGGGCGAUGAAUACAGUAUAGUUUUGAGUCUUGCUGAUUGCUUGUACCUACGACCCUGGUCUCACCCUACUGCUCGUUAUGCAGUUCUUUGCUGUGGCAAACCUAUUAAAUUCGCAUGUUAACAUUUCUCGCCUCCACUGCUUUUGAUAGCUCACUUCUGCUUUUGUCUUGUUUUUCUUGACUACUACCCGUUGGUUGGUCUACUUAAUUCCACCGCAUUAACCAGGAGAACCUAACCAACCCUUAGUAUUCGUACAACUUUCCGUCUUUUCGCUAAAAACCACCAUAGUGGGUGUGGCUCAUGGACUAAUAAGUCUACGACAGAUUGCCU
This is a messenger RNA of Dicrocoelium dendriticum, 5656 nucleotides long. The record is from the annotation of a GenBank genome assembly. Lineage: Eukaryota; Metazoa; Platyhelminthes; Trematoda; Plagiorchiida; Dicrocoeliidae.